GUACGUAAUCCGCUGUGGACGCUGUGACGUCGCCGAGUUAUGUAUCGCUGCUGGACGGUGUACAUCCCCACGCACCACUAUGGCCCCCGCAUACUCCCCGCAGGAGACGCAGUACUACGACCAGCUGUUUGCGUUUGUAGACAAGGACAACACCGGCAUCCUCCCCGGCCAGGACGCAUACCCCUUCCUCACAUCCUCCAACCUCUCCACCACCGCGCUCGGAGAGAUAUGGGCCAUCGCCGACCCCGACAACAACGGAUUCCUCACUCGAGAUGGAUGGUACAAGGCCGCCCGCUUGAUUGGCUGGCUUCAGAAGGGCGGCGCCACGAGUGUCGAGGAAUCCUUGCUUGCGAAGCCCGGGCCGCUCGCCGCAUUUGACCAGGGCCCCAAACCGCCCGUCGCCGCCCAGCCCACGGCCCAGCCGCUCUCGGCGCACACCACCGGAUCCGCCCUGCCCCAACUCACACCGACCGACCGAGCAAAAUUCACCAGGCUCUUUGCCGGUGCCGGACCUGCCAACGGCUUGAUCACCGGCGACAAGGCGCGGGACAUUUUCAUCAAGAGUGGACUGAGCUAUGAAAAGCUCGGACAGAUCUGGAACUUGGCCGAUACGCAAGGACGAGGCUCUCUGGAUCUGACCGACUUUAUCAUCGGCAUGCACCUCAUCCAGAGCUGCAUGGCAAACCCCGCGCUCGUUCUGCCCGCCGUUCUUCCUCCUGGCGUAUACGAGACUGCUUCCGGCGGCCGGCCACCCCCGCCUCCAGCGCCAGUCAGCCCCGUGGUGAGGAACAAUACCGGCCCUGCUAGCCCGCUGAGGCAGCAGUACGCUGGUGGCGCCGUUGCGCCUUUGCAACAGCAAGGUACAGGUGGCAGUAUCGGUGGCACGAGCGCGCCUGUCCCCCCUGCGAGGUCAUUCACCGCCAGCUCGGCGUACGCCCCACCAUCUAGGCAAAUGUCUAUCACGAGCACCCAAUGGGACGUUACUCCCCAAGCCAAGGCCACGAGCGACGGGUUCUUUUCACAGUUGGAUCCGCAGAAUAAAGGUGUGAUUGAUGGUGAUGUGGCUGUACCGUUCAUGCUCCAGAGUCAGUUGGAUGAAGCCACCUUGGCGAAUAUCUGGGACCUCGCGGACAUCCGCAAAGAAGGUAAACUCACCCGCGACGAAUUUGCCGUCGCCAUGCACCUGAUCAACGUCAAACUCUCCGGCCAGGAGAUCCCCGCAUCUCUUCCCGUCAGCCUUGUCCCGCCGUCUCUCAGGGAGGAAUAUGGGCCAGGGAAACAAGAGGUGCUGCAAAGUAGUGCGACAAAGGAUCUUUUCGACCUCUUUGCAGAUGAACCACCGGCGUCUAAAGCCGCAAGCCCUGCGCCUCAAGCUCCCGCUCAGGCUCAAGCGCCUGCCCGCACUCCUGCUCCUGCCCCUGCUUCCGCUCCGGCGCAACCCCCAGCUCUCCCCGCUCGUAGCCUCUCACAACAGCCCCCGCCACCCACUCCCCAAACACCAUUCCUCCCGCAACCCCCACCUCCGCCCUCGCGUCGCCAAGCGUCUCACGCCACGUCGGCACUCUCUCCCGCUCCUACCGGCCAACAACCAUCUUCCUUCCAAGGAUCCGCUUUUGCGUCCCCCUUCUCUGCCAGCCCUGCCCCUGCUGCCGCUCCCGCUCCCGCUUCUCGGGGCGGCGACUUGCUAAGCGACGAUGCCGAAACCAGCUCGACACCCGUCCCCGACCACUCUGCCGAACUGGGCAACAAGCAAAACCAACUCGCUCAAACCACACGUUCCAUCACCGAUCUGUCCAGCCAACGAACCGAGCUCGAGGGAAGCGACAAGUCUUCCAAGCAGCAGUUGGAAGAGCUCGAGGGCAAGUUGGCCGCCGCGAGGGAGAAGCAUCAGACCGAACUGAGGGCGGUCGCUGACCUCAGGACCAGGGUUGGAGAACAACAGGCCAAGGUGAAAAAGUUGAAUUCAGACUUGAUCACCGCCUCCUCCGACCUUUCUGCCCUCCAGUCCGAAAAAACCGAACUCGAACAAUCGCUCUUGCACGACAAGGAGGAAGUCCGUUCUCUCCAAAGGCGGAUGAAGGAAGUCGAUGAUGAAAAGCAAGGGCUGGUGCUCGUCCUCGAAAAGUUGAGAAAGGAAGCGAGGCAGCAAAAGGGGAUGGUGAGUAUUGCGAAGAAGCAGGUUAGUACAGCCGAAGGUGCGAGGGACGAGGUUCAGGCGGAAAUGAAGGGGGUAGAGAAGGAGAUUGAAGAGGACAAGGCGUUUUUGGUACAGCAUGAAAAAAACCAGGCCCAGCAACAGCAGCAGCAAACUAAAGCGCUCUCUCCACAAUCGACAGGAAUUUUUGCAGCUGGUAUCGCCCUCCCUCCUACCCCACAGGCACUCAGCCCCGCAGCUACCGGUAUGUCAAACAGGUCAAACAACCCCUUUGACCGCUUCUUGGCCAGUGGAAGAUCCACCUCUCAGGCGCAGGUACCCUCCUCUACCGCCGCCACCGCGGGCUCGCCGUCCAACGCAUCAACGCCCACCGGCCAAACUCCUCCGCAAGCAGUAUCCGCCCCCGCCUCGGCCGCCGAAGAAUCGACCGACAGGUCUCUCUCACCCGGCUCUCCUUUCGGCGGUAUCGCAGAGACAACGGGUUCCGCAUUCGGGAGUGUCGGUGCAGCAGCCACAGCUGCUGCCGGGGCUGUGGCCGCAGGUGCGGCGGGGCUGUACGAGACUGCGAAACACGCCGUGACGGAUGAACCCGAACACGAUCCUCACCUCGACACCUCUUCUCCGUCUGCCGCGCCUACCUCUGUAGAAGUGGCUGAUGGUGCGGCUUCUAGGGCUGUGGAGGAGGGUAACCUCAAUACGGAGCGAGAUGUCGCUGAGCAAGAGGUUGGUCCUAUUACCGCAGGUGAGGGUGAGGGACAGCAAGAGCAAGAGCAAGAGCAAGAUCCGUUCGGAGCGCCUUCAGGCGGGUUCGGAUUCGCAGGGGAAGAUGAAAAGACCCCUAUCGCUCAGCAAGAAGAGCUUGAUCCCUUUGGUGCCCCUCAAGUCCCUGGCACCACUAUCGCCAGUACCGCCGGCGCUGAAAACAAUAACGGAAUCCCUACCGAUCCAUUCGGCGCGCCCGCUAUUCCCCAGACCGACGGCUUCUCCGAACAACAGGGACAAGCUGCCGGGUCUCAGGACGGGGGGUUCAACGACUUUGAAGAAGGAUUUGGUGAUUCCUUUGGGGCAACCGGAACGACCACGACUGCCACCGCCGCGCCUGCUGAGAAGGCUGUAGCCGGUGCCGAGCAAGAAGCGAACAAGGCCCCUACCGACUUUGAUAGUGCCUUUGCCGAGUUUGAUUCUCCUGCUGAAACUCCCCCUCAGUUCGAGCAGCAUCCUCAGGAAUCUACACUCUCUCCCAACCAAGGUAUUCCCAGCGGCAUCCCCAAGUCUGAACUCCCUGUUAGCCUCUCUGAACGACCAGACGCCGAGCGGACUUUCUCUACCCAAGCGACUAUCGCGCCGGAGAGUGAGCCGAUAACACCCAUGGCCGAUAUCCCUGGUGAAUACCGCUCCCGUGAGGAAGGAUCGUCCGGUGUGCCUUCCUCCAGAGGAUCGACACCCGGUCUCGCAGGGGUUGGUGCCGCAGCAGCAGUGGCCGGUGGCGGAGUGGGUGUAGGUGUCGGAAGUGCUUUGGCUCAUGAAUUCAAGCCAGAGCCCGAGCCCGAGCCAGAGCAGCAGGGAGGAUACGAGCACUCACGGCAGCAAGUGCAAGGAGUGAAUGUCGGAGAGUCGAGCGAUGAAGACGAAGGGCCCGAAGAUCUAGAGAGGCCUCGAAAGGGGUACGGAACAAAGGGCGCGGAGUCGUCUGUGUCAUCACCUAUUGAACAAGAGCCCUCGCCUACUUCAGCAGGUGCAGCUGCGGCCCUCGCCCCACCCAUUGCGGGCUUUAUGACUGUUACCGAAGACCCUCAGCCCAAGGUCCGACGAAGUGCACCCCCACCUCCUUCCAAGACCGCUUCUGCCUCUUCUGCCGUUGUCGCCAACCCCGCUGCUCCUGCGCCUUCCGCGCCUGCUACAGAGUCCGAGACCGUCUCUCCAGUCGUGGCUACUGCGGGCGGUGUCAACCCUGGAGAAGAGUUUGAUCCCUUCGGUGCGCCCAUGGUAGCCAACGUCAAUGCCGCUCCAGGCAACAUUGCCACCACUCAAGGUGCUUCGUAUAUUGAUGCCCCUUCUACUGCUGCCUCUCAGGCUCAUCCCAAGACUGCUUCGUUUGAUGAAGACGACUUUGACUUUUCCGACCUCCCCCCCGCUCAGGUCGAGUCUGGUAUCCCCGUGGCGGCUGUUCAGCAAUCCACGGCCAUUGCUGGAGGAGCGCCCCCGUCUGCUGGUUUCGAUGAUGAGUUUGCCACUUUUGACGAUGAGUUUGAAAAGCCUGAAGAGUUAUCUGCAGGCAACGGAUCGGAGAAUUCUAGUGGCAACAAGAGCUAUGAGAUGGUGAGCCCUCAGCCGAAGCCUAGUGGAUUGUAUGAUGAGUGGGGAUUCGGUUCGUCGGCAAAGAGGGCAGGUAACCCGCAGGAGCAGCAAUAUCAGAAUCAACAGGAAGCUUCGGGUUUUGGUGAUGCCUUUGGUACCCAAGCUUCUCAGGGAACUCAACAAGGAGGGUUGUCAUUUGAUGAUGCUUUCGGUAAUGACUUUGAGCCUUCUUCCUCUGCCCAGACUCAAGAAUACGCCCCUCCCCCCGGUUCUCCCCCUCAACAGCAAGCCCUUCGACCUCCCAUGCCCGAGAGACGACCAAGUGGUGCCCAGGCGGAUGAUAUCGAGGAUGUAAAAAAGCUCUGCGCGAUGGGUUUCCCCCGCGAACUGGUAGUUGAAGCUCUCGCAGCGAACGCAUAUGAUUUCCAAAAGACUUUGAACGUGUUGUUGGCGUAAGAAAAUCAGCGAUACUCUGAAGAUGGUUUUAGUAUACGUUAUUUGAUUGAUAAGGUAAUGAAGAAAUGCAAAAGUU
Cryptococcus deneoformans JEC21 is the source of this 4985-nucleotide messenger RNA. RefSeq names its product endocytosis-related protein, putative. Gene Ontology annotation, biological process: endocytosis; endosomal transport. Bases 80 to 4909 code for a protein of 1609 amino acids. Gene Ontology annotation, cellular component: plasma membrane; cytoplasm. The transcript has 8 exons. Lineage: Eukaryota; Fungi; Basidiomycota; Tremellomycetes; Tremellales; Cryptococcaceae. Gene Ontology annotation, molecular function: protein binding; calcium ion binding. The record is from RefSeq and is a predicted model, not a curated record.